GUUGCUCCUCCAAACCAGAGGCCAACCUACCGACUUAAAUCGCCUCGAACAUCCAACGAAGGCCGCCACAUUUAAAGGCUUUCCUCACCACCAAAAUUCUUCUUUCUCCCAAACGUCCUCCCCCAUCAAACUUUCAUCCGCUGCGUUGUGUGAGACAAACUUCUUCUCGCAACACUCUCAGCACACCUUUCUUGACCCCUCCAUCUCCGCACUUCACACAUCCGAGCGACAAGAUGGCUCCCGAGCCUGAUCAUCACGAGCAAAAGAAGAAGGUCAACUUGACCGAUGCGUCCGGUGCCGAACGCAAGGAUGAGGAUGACACGGCUACUGCCAUCCUAAAAAAAAAGAAGAAGCCUAACCAAUUAAUGGUCACCGACGCUGUUAACGAUGACAAUUCCAUCAUCGCACUGUCGAAUAAUACCAUGGAGGCGCUCCAACUGUUCCGUGGCGACACGGUGCUGGUUCGGGGAAAGAAGAGAAAAGACACGGUUCUGAUCGUUUUGGCGGACGAUGAUUUGGAUGACGGCAGCGCCCGCAUCAACCGGGUCGUCCGCCAUAACCUGCGGGUGAAGCACGGCGACAUCAUCACUAUUCAUCCGUGCCCGGACAUCAAAUAUGCCAAGCGUAUUGCGGUUUUGCCUAUCGCCGAUACCGUCGAGGGCCUCACCGGGUCCCUUUUCGACGUUUUCCUUGCUCCCUAUUUCCGGGAGGCCUACCGGCCCGUUAGGCAAGGCGAUCUCUUCAUCGUGCGUGGCGGCAUGAGACAAGUGGAGUUCAAGGUCGUCGAAGUCGACCCGCCCGAAUAUGGUAUCGUGGCCCAGGACACGGUUAUCCAUUGCGAGGGAGAGCCCAUUCAGCGUGAAGAAGAGGAGAACAAUUUGAACGAGGUCGGAUACGACGACAUCGGCGGCUGCCGUAAGCAAAUGGCUCAGAUCCGCGAAAUGGUCGAGUUGCCGUUGCGGCAUCCGCAGCUUUUCAAGUCUAUCGGCAUCAAGCCUCCUCGGGGUGUACUCCUCUACGGCCCCCCGGGUACGGGUAAGACGUUGAUGGCUCGCGCCGUCGCCAACGAGACGGGCGCGUUCUUCUUUCUGAUCAACGGUCCGGAAAUCAUGUCCAAGAUGGCGGGUGAAUCGGAGUCGAACUUGAGAAAGGCUUUCGAGGAGGCCGAGAAGAACUCCCCGGCCAUCAUCUUCAUUGAUGAGAUUGAUUCAAUCGCUCCCAAGCGUGAGAAGACGAACGGCGAGGUCGAGCGACGUGUUGUGUCUCAACUCCUCACGUUGAUGGACGGCAUGAAGGCGCGGUCCAACGUUGUGGUCAUGGCAGCGACCAAUCGGCCCAACUCCAUUGACCCUGCUCUGCGGCGUUUUGGCCGCUUCGAUCGUGAAGUUGACAUCGGCAUCCCCGACCCGACCGGGCGUCUAGAGAUUCUUCAGAUCCACACCAAGAACAUGAAGCUGGGAGAUGACGUCGAUCUUGAGCAGAUCGCGGCCGAGACACACGGCUAUGUUGGUUCCGAUAUCGCCGCUCUUUGCUCUGAGGCCGCGAUGCAGCAGAUCCGCGAAAAGAUGGAUCUCAUCGACCUUGAUGAAGAUACGAUCGAUGCUGAAGUCCUGGAUUCGCUCGGCGUCACCAUGGACAACUUCCGGUUCGCCCUGGGCGUGUCCAAUCCGUCGGCUCUGCGCGAAGUCGCCGUUGUCGAGACUCCCAACGUCCGCUGGGAAGACAUUGGCGGUCUCGAGACCGUCAAGCAGGAGCUCAAAGAGAGCGUCCAGUACCCCGUCGACCACCCGGAGAAGUUCCUCAAGUUCGGUCUCUCGCCGUCUCGCGGUGUCCUGUUCUAUGGCCCGCCCGGUACGGGUAAGACUAUGUUGGCCAAGGCUGUCGCCAACGAGUGCUCGGCGAACUUCAUCUCUGUCAAGGGUCCCGAGCUGCUUUCCAUGUGGUUCGGCGAGUCGGAGAGCAACAUCCGUGACAUCUUCGACAAGGCUCGUGCGGCUGCGCCUUGCGUCGUAUUCCUUGAUGAACUGGAUUCCAUUGCUAAGGCUCGUGGUGGCUCUGUUGGCGAUGCUGGCGGUGCGUCCGACCGUGUUGUCAAUCAGCUCCUGACAGAAAUGGAUGGCAUGACCUCGAAGAAGAACGUCUUCGUCAUCGGCGCUACCAACCGACCGGAGCAGCUUGACCCUGCGCUGUGCCGUCCCGGCCGUUUGGAUUCGCUCAUCUAUGUGCCUCUGCCCGAUGAGCCUGGCCGCUUGGGCAUUCUCAAGGCGCAGCUGCGCAAGACCCCUGUGGCUGCCGAUGUUGAUCUGCAGUACAUCGCUUCUAAGACUCACGGCUUCUCUGGUGCCGAUCUGGGUUUCAUCACACAGCGUGCCGUCAAGCUGGCUAUCAAGGAGUCCAUCACCGCGGAGAUCCAACGGACCAAGGAGCGUGAGGCUGCCGGCGAGGAUGUCGAGAUGGAGGACGAGGAGGAUCCCGUUCCCGAGCUCACCAAACGGCACUUCGAGGAGGCCAUGCAGAUGGCUCGCCGCUCCGUCAGCGACGUUGAGAUCCGGCGGUACGAGGCGUUCGCUCAGCAGAUGAAGAACGCCGGUCCUGGUGCCUACUUUAAGUUCCCCGAAGGCGGCGCCGGGGGCUCAAGCAACAACGGCGGUGCGGCCAACUCGUUCGGCGAUGCCGGUAACGACGACGGCCUCUACGACUAAGCAGCGCACAGUCGCCUGCGCAGUCCGGAUAGGCGUGCUUGGCGCUAUCGGAAGGAGGUUCUGACAUCUUUGUGUAUUUUAAGUUUUUCCUUGAUAAUCAUGAAAUCAUGAUUUCACGUGAUUGAUCGCCUGCAGAGAACCGGGGACAACACCACUGGCUACAGCUAAAGCUAGCUACCUUACUUCGCCUGUCUUUCCUGGCUAGAUGGAUGGAAUCGAUUGCUCUGCUGGGCCUGGGAGGCGGAGUUCGGUACUACCUUAGAAGGAGGUCCGUAGAUCAUGGGAAGACAGGUUCGUUCAGGUAGUGCACUCAAGGCAGUUUAUAGAUUGGGACCUAUCACUAUCCCCGUUUUGACCUC
Molecule: messenger RNA, 3061 nt
Organism: Chaetomium strumarium
Lineage: Eukaryota; Fungi; Ascomycota; Sordariomycetes; Sordariales; Chaetomiaceae
Product: P-loop containing nucleoside triphosphate hydrolase protein
Exons: 5
Coding region: 234-2702 (822 amino acids)
Biological process (GO): mitotic spindle disassembly; autophagosome maturation; retrograde protein transport, ER to cytosol
Cellular component (GO): VCP-NPL4-UFD1 AAA ATPase complex; nucleus; cytosol
Molecular function (GO): polyubiquitin modification-dependent protein binding; ATP binding; ATP hydrolysis activity
Source: RefSeq, a predicted model, not a curated record